Molecule: messenger RNA, 1187 nt
Organism: Mucor mucedo
Lineage: Eukaryota; Fungi; Mucoromycota; Mucoromycetes; Mucorales; Mucoraceae
Product: glycerol-3-phosphate dehydrogenase [NAD+]
Exons: 1
Coding region: 26-1060 (344 amino acids)
Biological process (GO): glycerol-3-phosphate catabolic process; carbohydrate metabolic process
Cellular component (GO): nucleus; glycerol-3-phosphate dehydrogenase (FAD) complex; cytosol
Molecular function (GO): protein homodimerization activity; NAD binding; glycerol-3-phosphate dehydrogenase [NAD(P)+] activity
Source: RefSeq, a predicted model, not a curated record
AACAAUAACAAAUUACAUUAACAAUAUGCCUGCUCUCGAAAAAGUUUCAAUCAUCGGAUCCGGUAACUGGGGUUCUGCCAUUGCCAAGAUCAUUGGUUCCAAUGCUGCUCGUCACACUGAUCAAUUUGACUUGACUGUUCGUCAAUGGGUUUUUGAAGAAACUGUCGAUGGUCAAAACUUGACUGAUAUCAUCAACACAAAGCACGAAAAUGUAAAGUAUUUAAAGGGUAUUGCUCUCCCUCAUAACGUUGUUGCUAUUCCCGACGUCGUCAAGGCUUGUGAAGGUGCUACUCUUCUUGUCUUUGUUGUUCCUCAUCAAUUCAUCCAUGGUAUUUGUGAAAAGAUGAAGGGUCAUUUAGCUCCCAAUGCUCGUGCUAUCUCUUUAAUAAAGGGUCUUGAAAUUACUGCUGAUGGUACUCGUAUUUUCUCUGAAGAAAUCUCUCGUACUCUCGAUAUUCCUUGUGCCGCUCUCAGUGGCGCCAACAUUGCUAAUGAAGUCGCCCUCGAAAAGUUCUGUGAAUCUACCAUUGGUUGUACUAACUUGGAAGAUGGUUUGAUCUUCAAGAGAUUGUUCGAUACACCUUAUUUCCGUAUUGCUGUUGUCCAAGAUUAUGUCGGUGUUCAACUCUGUGGUGCUCUCAAGAAUGUUGUUGCCGUUGGUGCUGGUUUCUCUGAUGGUCUUGGCUAUGGUAGUAACACAAAGGCUGCCAUUAUUCGUUUAGGUUUGAUGGAAAUGAGAAAGUUCGGUCAAACUUUCUUUGGUGAUGCUGUUCAAACCGAGACUUUCUUCGAAUCUUGUGGUGCUGCUGAUUUGAUCACUACCUGUAACGGUGGCCGUAAUCGUAAGGUUGCUGAAGCUUUUGUUCUCACUGGUAAGCCUCUUGAUGUCUUGGAAGCUGAGUUGUUGAACGGUCAAAAGCUUCAAGGUACCUUGACUGCUCAAGAAGUCAACCAAUUCUUGACUGCUCGUAACAUGACUCACGAGUUCCCUCUCUUCAGCACCGUUUAUCGUAUCGCUUAUGAAGGUGUUUCUCCUGAAAUGAUCACCGUUGAUAUCUAAAUCAAUCAUAGCACAUCCAUUUUUCUUUCUUUAUUUCAGAUACCAUUACUUCCAUUCUUCUUUUUUUUCUUAUAUGUAAAUAUUUCAUUCUAGACUCUUUAAAAUAAAUCUUUUUUUAAAUUGCAAA